Molecule: messenger RNA, 4050 nt
Organism: Dama dama (fallow deer)
Lineage: Eukaryota; Metazoa; Chordata; Mammalia; Artiodactyla; Cervidae
Gene: TERT
Product: telomerase reverse transcriptase
Exons: 16
Coding region: 1-3372 (1123 amino acids)
Biological process (GO): telomere maintenance via telomerase
Cellular component (GO): telomerase catalytic core complex
Molecular function (GO): telomeric repeat DNA binding; telomerase RNA binding
Source: RefSeq, a predicted model, not a curated record
AUGCCGCGCGCGCCCAGGUGCCGGGCCGUGCGCGCCCUUCUGCGGGCCAACUACCGGCAGGUGUUGCCCCUGGCCGCCUUCGUACGGCGCCUGCGACCCCAGGGCUGCCGGCUCGUGCGGCGCGGGGACCCGGCGGCCUUCCGCGCGCUGGUAGCUCAGUGCUUGGUGUGCGUGCCCUGGGACGCGCAGCCGCCCCCUGCAGCCCCGUCCUUCCGCCAGGUGUCCUGCCUGAAGGAGCUGGUGGCCAGAGUCGUGCAGAGGCUCUGCGAGCGCGGCGCGAGGAACGUGCUGGCCUUCGGCUUCACGCUGCUGGCCGGGGCCCGCGGCGGGCCGCCCGUGGCCUUCACGACCAGCGUGCGCAGCUACCUGCCCAACACGGUGACCGACACGCUGCGCGGCAGCGGCGCCUGGGGGCUGCUGCUGCGCCGCGUGGGCGACGACGUGCUCACCCACCUGCUCUCGCGCUGCGCGCUCUACCUGCUGGUGCCCCCGACCUGCGCCUACCAGGUGUGUGGGCCGCCGCUCUACGACCUCCGCGCCGCCGCCGCGCCUCGGCCCACGCGGCGAGUGGGCGGGACCCGGGCGAGCCUCGGACUCCCGCGCCCGGCCUCGUCGAAAGGCUGCCACGGGGAGGCAGGGCGACUCCUGGAGGCGCGGGCCCAGGGCACGAGGCGUCGUCGGGGAAGCGCGCAGGGACGACUGCCUCCAGCCAAGAGGCCCAGGCGCGGCCUGGAGCCCGGGCGGGAUCUCGAAGGGCAGGCGGGCUACGGCCCGCAACGCGUGGUGACACCUACCCGAGACGCUGCGGAAGCCGAGUCUCGGGAGGGCGACGUGCCCGGGCCCUGCCGCCCCUUCCCGGGCGGCGAGCGGGGUGUCGGUUCCGCGUCCUGGCGACUGCCACCCCCGGAGGGCGAGCCGGGUGCCGGAGCAUGCGCUGAGACCAAGCGGUUCCUCUACUGCUCCGGCGGUGGCGAACAGCUACGCCGCUCCUUCCUGCUCUGCUCCCUGCCUCCCAGCCUGGCCGGGGCGCGGACACUCGUGGAGACCAUCUUUCUGGACUCGAAGCCCGGGCCGCCAGGGGCUCCCCGCCGGCCGCGCCGCCUGCCCGCGCGCUACUGGCAGAUGCGGCCCCUGUUCCGGAAGCUGCUUGGGAACCACGCCCGGUGCCCCUACGGUGCGCUGCUCAGGGCGCACUGCCCGCUGCCCGCCUCUGCGCCCCCGGCGGGGCCAGGCCAUCAGAACCCCCGGGGCGCGGGCGGCCGCCCCGCGGAGAGGCCAGCGGCUGCGCCCGCGGGCGAGGCGCGCUCGGGGCGCCUGGUCCGGCUGCUCCGCCAGCACAGCAGCACCUGGCAGGUGUAUGGCCUCCUGCGGGCCUGUCUUCGCCGCCUGGUGCCCGCCGGCCUCUGGGGCUCCCAGCACAACGAGCGGCGCUUCCUGCGGAACGUGAAGAAGCUCCUCGCCCUGGGAAAGCACGGCAGGCUCUCGCAGCAGGAGCUCACGUGGAAGAUGAAGGUGCAGGACUGCGCCUGGCUGCGCGCGAGCCCAGGGGCCCGCUGCGUGCCCGCCGCGGAGCACUGCCGGCGCGAGGCGAUCCUCGGCCGCUUCCUGUGCUGGCUGAUGGGCGCCUACGUGGUGGAGCUGCUCAGGGGCUUCUUCUACGUCACGGAGACCACGUUCCAGAAGAACCGGCUCUUCUUCUUCCGGAAGCGCGUCUGGAGCCAGCUGCAGCGCCUGGGCAUCAGACAACACUUAGACUGUGUGCGGCUUCGAGAACUGUCAGAAGCAGAGGUCAGGCAACACCAGGAGGCCAGGCCGGUUCUGCUGACGUCCAGGCUCCGUUUCGUCCCCAAGCCCGGCGGGCUGCGGCCCAUCGUGAACAUGGGCUGUGUUGUGGGCGCCCCGGCGCCGCCCAAAGACAAGAAGGUGCAGCAUCUCAGCUCCCGGGUCAGGACGCUGUUCGCGGUACUGAACUACGAGCGAGCGCGGCGGCCUGGCCUCCUGGGGGCCUCAGUGCUGGGCAUGGACGACAUCCAUAGGGCCUGGCGGGCCUUUGUGCUGCCCCUGAGGGCCCGGGGCCCGGCCCCCCCACUCUACUUUGUCAAGGCGGACGUGGUGGGGGCCUACGACGCCCUCCCCCAGGACAGGCUGGCAGAGGUGAUCGCUAAUGUGCUGCAGCCAGAGGAGAACGCAUACUGCGUGCGCCACUGUGCCGUGGUCCGGACUGCGCGCGGGCGCAUGUGGAAAUCCUUCAAGAGACACGUGUCCACCUUCUCGGACUUCCGGCCGUACCUGAGGCAGCUCGUGGAGCAUCUGCAGGCGACUGGCUCGCUGAGGGACGCUGUGGUCAUUGAGCAGAGCUGCUCCCUGAACGAGCCUGGCCGCAGCCUCUUUGAACUCUUCCUGCACCUGGUCCGCAACCACGUCAUCAGGAUCGGGGGCAGGUCCUACAUCCAGUGUCAGGGGAUCCCCCAGGGCUCCAUCCUGUCCACUCUGCUCUGCAGCUUCUGCUACGGGGACAUGGAGAACAAGCUCUUUCCCGGAGUCCAGCAGGACGGGGUGCUUCUGCGCCUGGUGGACGACUUCUUGCUGGUCACCCCUCACCUGACGCAGGCCAGAGACUUCCUCAGGACGCUGGUGCGUGGUGUACCCGAGUACGGCUGCCAAGUGAACCUGCGGAAGACGGUGGUGAACUUCCCCGUGGAGCCCGGGGCCCUGGGCGGCGCGGCGCCCCUGCAGCUGUCAGCCCACUGCCUGUUCCCCUGGUGCGGCCUGCUGUUGGACACCCGCACCCUGGAGGUGCACGGCGACCACUCCAGUUACGCCCGGACGUCCAUCAGAGCAAGUCUCACCUUCACCCAGGGCUUCAGGCCCGGGAGGAACAUGCGUCGCAAGCUGUUGACGGUCUUGCAGCUCAAGUGCCAUGGUCUCUUCCUGGACCUGCAGGUGAACAGCCUCCAGACGGUCUUCACAAACGUUUACAAGAUAUUCCUGCUGCAGGCCUACAGGUUCCACGCCUGCGUGCUGCAGCUCCCCUUCAGCCAGCCGGUCGGGAGCAGCCCCGCGUUCUUCCUCCGGGUCAUCUCCGACACCGCGUCCCGUGGCUACGCCCUCCUGAAAGCCAGGAACGCAGGGGUGUCGCUGGGGGCCAGGGGUGCCUCUGGCCCGUUCCCGUCUGAAGCCGCGCAGUGGCUGUGUCUCCAUGCCUUCCUGCACAAGCUGGCUCGCCACCGCGUCACCUACAGCCGCCUGCUGGGGGCCCUCCGGACAGCCCGAGCGCGGCUGCACCAGCGGCUCCCGGGGCCCAUGCGGGCCGCCCUGGAGGCGGCGGCCGACCCCGCCCUGACCGCGGACUUCAAGACCAUCUUGGACUGACAGUCAGCCCUGCCCACAGCUGAGGGUGAGCUCCGGAGCCCGUGGGUGAGGCCCGCUCCACGGCAAAGCCUGGGCCCCCCCGAGAGCCCUGGAGCGGGGAGCCAGCCCCCACAUCCUCAAGGGAGUGGGGCCGGUGCCCCGUGGCCCUCCAGAGACCGUCCAUCUCCAACAGCUGACCGCCAGGCCCGGCAACACGCGGGAGAACCUGGCGGGGUGUCAGGGCGUCGGAACAGGAAGUUGGGGGGUUGUCAUCCCUGCCCCUUGCCCUGGAGCGAGGACACACCUUUGUCCAGUGGCGCGGGGGGGCACUCGGGGGCUGAGUGGGCCCUUCCUGCUGCUGACCGCACCUGCGCCCCGCCCGGCGCUCGGGCCACGCCUGCCCCCCUCCACCCGCCGCUGAGCUCGAAGUCCAGCCUGCUGGGCCUUCCCCGCAGUCAGCUGCUGGGGGCCGUUCCCUCGCCCUGGUCUCACCGCCCCCCCCCACCCCGUGCCACCUGCCCCCCUUACCUCCGUGGGCAGCUGGUCCCCGCUCAGCACCAUGCUGGGAUCGUCUGCGCCUCCUCCUACCCUGCACUGACCCCAAGUCACCGCAGCACCGGAAGCCAGCAGGCCUCUGCCUGUCGUCUCCACAGCUUGCUGUUUUUCUCUGGAUGUUUGUGUUAAAAGGCAUAUCCGUCA